CGUGCCUGACCCGCGGCCUCUCAGUCCCGGCUCCUCGUAGGCGAUGCGGAGGCCGAGACUGUGACUGACACUCUCGCUCACACGCACGCACGGACCCAGACCCACGCCGGGAGCCUGAGGCUGGGGCCCACAACCGCUCUUUCACCCGGCACCCCAGCCAGAUCCCGGACCACGGCUUCAGUGCCGCCGCCGCCGUCUCGCCGAGAAGGGUCGCGCCGGACCUCUAGCGCAGCGGCCCCCGGCUGGCAAGGAUGGGGAAGCGGGCCGGAGGAGGAACAGCAGCCGCCGCCGCCGCCGCCUCCACGUCCGCUGGGGCCGGGCUGGAGCCCGCAGCCGGCCGCGGCGGGGGCCCGUGGAGCGCGGCCGCCAGCCUCCUGGGAGCGCUGCACCUGGUGAUGACCCUCGUGGUGGCCGCGGCGCGGGCGGAGAAGGAAGCAUUCAUUCAAUCGGAGAGCAUAAUAGAGGUCCUGCGUUUUGAUGAUGGAGGGCUACUACAGACUGAGACAACACUUGGACUCAGUUCAUAUCAACAGAAAAGUAUAUCUCUGUACCGGGGUAAUUGCAGGCCCAUACGAUUUGAGCCACCAAUGCUGGAUUUCCACGAACAGCCAGUUGGAAUGCCAAAAAUGGAAAAAGUCUACUUACAUAAUCCUAGUUCUGAAGAAACUAUUACUUUAGUAUCAAUAUCUGCUACAACAUCACAUUUUCAUGCAUCAUUUUUUCAAAAUAGGAAAAUUCUUCCAGGAGGAAAUACAUCAUUUGAUGUAGUUUUUCUUGCAAGAGUAGUAGGAAAUGUAGAAAAUACUUUAUUUAUUAACACAUCUAAUCAUGGGGUAUUUACUUACCAGGUAUUUGGUGUUGGGGUUCCAAAUCCUUAUCGAUUGAGGCCAUUCCUUGGAGCCAGAGUCCCUGUGAAUAGCAGUUUCUCACCCAUAAUAAACAUACACAACCCUCACAGUGAGCCUUUACAGGUUGUAGAAAUGUACUCCAGUGGAGGAGACCUUCACCUCGAGCUCCCAACAGGUCAGCAAGGAGGUACCAGAAAACUGUGGGAAAUCCCUCCUUAUGAAACUAAAGGAGUGAUGAGAGCCAGUUUUUCCUCCAGAGAAGCAGAUAAUCAUACAGCCUUCAUCAGAAUAAAGACCAAUGCAUCAGACAGCACAGAAUUCAUCAUUCUUCCUGUUGAGGUUGAAGUCACAACAGCUCCUGGAAUUUAUUCCUCAACCGAAAUGUUAGAUUUUGGUACACUACGAACACAAGACCUACCAAAAGUUUUAAAUCUUCAUUUAUUAAAUUCAGGAACAAAAGAUGUACCAAUAACAAGUGUUCGACCUACACCACAAAAUGAUGCUAUAACGGUACAUUUUAAACCAAUUACAUUAAAAGCUUCUGAAAGUAAAUACACCAAGGUUGCAAGCAUUAGUUUUGAUGCUUCGAGGGCAAAAAAGCCAUCUCAGUUUUCUGGGAAAAUAACUGUUAAAGCAAAGGAAAAGACUUACUCUAAACUUGAAAUACCGUAUCAAGCAGAAGUCUUAGAUGGUUAUUUGGGAUUUGAUCAUGCUGCAACAUUAUUUCACAUCCGAGACAGUCCUGCUGAUCCUGUGGAGAGGCCAAUUUACCUUACUAACACUUUCAGUUUUGCGAUCCUCAUUCAUGAUGUGUUGCUACCAGAAGAGGCCAAAACAAUGUUUAAAGUUCACAACUUCAGCAAACCAGUCUUAAUUCUUCCUAAUGAAUCAGGAUACAUUUUUACCCUGUUUUUUAUGCCAUCCACAUCAUCCAUGCACAUAGAUAACAACAUUUUACUUAUUACCAAUGCUUCUAAAUUUCACUUACCAGUACGGGUGUACACAGGCUUUUUAGAUUACUUUGUGUUACCUCCCAAAAUAGAAGAACGUUUCAUAGAUUUUGGAGUACUGAGUGCUACAGAAGCAAGUAACAUUUUAUUUGCGAUUAUAAACAGCAAUCCAAUUGAGUUGGCUAUAAAAAGUUGGCAUAUCAUAGGAGAUGGUUUAUCAAUAGAACUUAUAGCUACAGAAAGAGGCAAUAGAACUACAAUAAUUUCAAGCCUUCCAGAGUUGGAAAAAUCUUCCUUAUCCGACCAGUCAUCAGUAAUACUAGCAUCAGGAUAUUUUGCAGUAUUUAGAGUCAAACUUAAUGCAAAAAAACUAGAAGGGAUUCAUGAUGGAGCCAUACAGAUCACCACAGACUAUGAGAUCCUAACUAUUCCUGUGAAGGCUGUGAUUGCAGUGGGCUCUCUAACCUGUUUCCCUAAGCAUAUGGUUCUUCCCUCUGCUUUUCCAGGGAAAAUAGUUCAUCAAAGUUUAAAUAUUAUGAAUUCCUUCUCACAGAAGGUAAAGAUACAGCAAAUAAAAUCUUUAUCAGAAGAUGUGCGAUUUUACUACAAACGAUUACGGGGUAAUAGAGAAGACUUGGAACCAGGAAAAAAGUCAAAGAUUGCAAAUAUUUAUUUUGAUCCUGGGCUACAGUGUGGGGAUCAUUGCUAUAUUGGUUUGCCAUUUCUAUCCAAAACUGAACCCAAAGUACAGCCCGGGGUGGCUAUGCAGGAAGAUAUGUGGGAGGCUGACUGGGAUUCUCAUCAAAGCUUAUUCAAAGCAUGGAUGGCAAUAAAGGAAAAUUCAGGUCAUAGGUUGAGUGCUAUAUUUGAAGUAAAUACAGACCUUCAAAAAAAUAUAGUAUCAAAAAUCACUGCCGAGCUAUCCUGGCCUUCCAUUCUUGACUCAUCCCGGUUCUUGAAGUUCCCACUCACUAAUACAAACUGCUCUUCAGAAGAAGAGAUUACCUUAGAAAACCCUGCAGAUGUUCCUGUCUAUGUUCAGUUUAUUCCUCUGGCUUUAUAUUCCAACCCUUCAGUCUUUGUAGAUAAGUUAGUCUCAAGGUUUAACUUGAGUAAGGUGGCAAAGAUAGAUUUGAGAACACUAGAAUUCCAAGUCUACAGAAACACUGCUCAUCCACUGCAAAGUUCAACAGGAUUUACAGAGGGCCUCUCUCGACAUUUAAUUUUAAACCUAAUUUUAAAGCCUGGAGAAAAGAAAUCUGUCAAAGUAAAGUUUACUCCAAUUCACAACAGAACUGUUUCUUCACUAAUCAUAGUCAGAAAUAACUUGACAGUGAUGGAUGCUGUGAUGGUCCAAGGACAAGGAACAACUGAAAAUUUGCGGGUGGCAGGCAAGCUUCCGGGUCCAGGAAGUUCUUUGCGCUUCAAAAUCACAGAAGCAUUGUUAAAAGAUUGUAUAGACAGUUUGAAACUAAGAGAACCAAAUUUCACAUUGAAAAGAACAUUUAAAGUAGAAAAUACAGGACAGCUUCAGAUUCACAUAGAAACCAUUGAAAUCAGUGGAUACCCCUGUGAAGGAUAUGGCUUUAAAGUAGUUAAUUGUCAAGAGUUUUCAUUAAGUGCCAAUGCCUCUAGAGAUAUAAUUAUACUAUUUACUCCUGAUUUCACUGCCUCCAGAGUUAUUCGUGAGCUGAAGUUUGUAACAAGCAGUGGUUCUGAGUUUGUAUUUAUAUUGAACGCAUCCCUUCCAUACCACAUGUUAGCAACCUGUGCAGAAGCACUGCCCAGACCCAGCUGGGAACUUGCUCUGUAUAUCAUCAUCUCAGGAAUAAUGAGUGCACUGUUUCUCUUGGUCAUUGGAACGGCGUAUUUGGAAGCUCAAGGAAUUUGGGAACCAUUUCGAAGGCGACUAUCCUUUGAGGCCUCAAACCCAACCUUUGAUGUGGGAAGGCCUUUUGAUCUCAGGAGAAUUGUUGGUAUAUCAUCUGAAGGAAACUUGAACACACUCAGCUGUGAUGCCAGCCAUAGUAGAGGAUUCUGUGGAGCAGGUGGCUCAUCAUCCCGAUCUGGUACAGGGAGUCACAAGCAAUGUGGCCCAUCAGUCCACCCACAUAGCAGCCACAGCAAUAGAAACUCAGCUGACGUGGAAAACAUCAAGGCCAAAAACAGUUCAAGUACCUCGAGCAGGACUUCUCAAACAGCCUCCUCACAGUCUGCAAGCAAAACAAACUCCCUUGUUUUAGAAGCAAAUACAGCUUCCCAAGGUCAUGUAUCAGGCAAAAAGUCCAAAGGGGCAAAACAGAACCAACACAGCAGCCAGCAUCAUAGCCACAGUCCUCUGGAGCAACACUCUCAGCCUCCACCUCCACCACCACCACCAGUGCCUCAGCACCAAGAACCACAGCCUGAAAGGCUGUCUCCAGCCCCUCUUGCACACUCUUCCCACCCAGAACGUGCCAGCAGCACAAGGCAUAGCUCAGAGGACUCAGACAUCACCAGUCUUAUAGAAGCCAUGGACAAAGACUUUGACCACCAUGACUCCCCAUCCCUAGAAGUGUUUACAGAGCAGCCUCCAUCACCAUUGUCAAAAAGCAAAGGGAAAGGAAAACCUCUUCAGCGUAAGGUUAAACCACCGAAGAAGCAAGAGGACAAAGAGAAGAGAGGAAAGGGAAAGCCUCAGGAGGAUGAGCUAAAGGACUCCCUCGCUGACGAUGACAGCUCCUCCACCACCACAGAGACCUCCAACCCCGACACAGAACCACUUCUCAAGGAGGAUAUAGAAAAGCAAAAAGGAAAACAAGCCAUGCCUGAAAAACAUGAAAAUGAAAUAUCACAAGUGAAGCAAAAAAGCAAAAAACUGUUAAAUGUUAAGAAAGAAAUCCUGACAGAUGUGAAAUCCAGUUCUUUAGAACUAUCAUAUACUCCAUCAUUGGAAAGUAAACAACGUAGAAAUCUCCCAACCAAGAUUCCUCUUCCAACUGCUUUGACAAGUGGAUCCAAACCACGAAAUUCCCAGAAGACAAAAGGUACAAGUAAGCUAAUAGAUAACAGACCACCAGCCCUGGCAAAAUUUCUUCCGAACAGUCAAGAACUAGGCAACACCAGUAGUUCAGAGGGUGAAAAAGACUCUCCUCCACCAGAGUGGGAUGCUGUACCAGUUCACAAGCCCGGCAGUUCUACUGACAGUCUUUAUAAACUUUCUCUGCAAACCCUCAACGCAGACAUUUUCUUAAAACAACGCCAGACCUCACCAACACCUGCCUCUCCAUCUUCCCCCGCUGCCCCUUGCCUGUUCACAUCCCGGGGCAGCUACAGCAGCAUCGUCAACAACAGCUCAAACAGUGACCCAAAAACAAAGCAGCCUAACGGAAGCAAAAGCAAAUUGACAAAAGCAGCCUCACUCCCAGGUAAAAAUGGCAACCCGACCUUUGCUGCAGUCACAGCUGGCUAUGACAAAAGCCCAGGUGGGAAUGGCUUUGCUAAACUUUCUUCAAACAAAACAGACUUUUCCAGCAGCCUUGGCAUUUCACACAUUCCUCUUGACAGUGACGGCUCAGACAGCUCGGGUUUAUGGAGUCCUGUCAGCAAUCCAAGCAGCCCUGAUUUCACCCCUCUCAAUUCAUUCUCGGCCUUUGGAAAUUCUUUUAAUCUUACCGGUGAAGUUUUCAGCAAGCUUGGUUUAUCUCGAUCCUGCAAUCAGGCCUCACAGAGAAGCUGGAAUGAGUUUAACAGUGGCCCUUCAUAUCUUUGGGACUCUCCAGCAACAGAUCCCAGCCCUUCCUGGCCAGCAACUGCUAGCUCCCAAACCCACUCAGCCUCUUCAAUCCUUGGCAAUACCAGUGGCUUGUGGUCCUCCACUCCAUUCAGCAGCUCAAUCUGGUCCAGUAACCUCAACAGUGCCCUUCCUUUCACCACUCCAGCAAACACACUGUCAGGCAUCAGCCUCAUGGGCACAGAAAACUCACCCGCUACCCAUGCUCCUUCCACUUCCAGUCCAUCCGACGACUUGGGACAGACCUACAACCCCUGGCGGAUAUGGAGCCCUACAAUUGGAAGAAGAAGCUCUGACCCUUGGUCUAAUUCACACUUCCCUCAUGAGAAUUGAACUUGAAAUUAGGCAAAAACAAACAAAAGUAAGGGCCCCUCAUCUAGAUCAUGAUAUGCCAGUUUUUGAGACAUCUUUUUAAGGCUCUUACUGCUGUUGCUUCCCACUCCCCACCCUCCUCAUCUUUGCAAAACAGACUUCAGCAGGGCAGGCUUAUUCCACUCGCUUCUUUCAGAUCUUUCUUGCAAUUAUGAUACUAUGAGAUUUGCUGUUGUGCUUGUAGAGAAGUCUCGACUCAGCCACAGACCACUGAGAAGUGUCCAUCUGAAAACGUUAACUGCUUCCCAGUUCUCCCCACUUGUCUUCUCCCAUGCUUUCUUUAUAAACUGUAUGAACACAAGUUUGGCAUUACAGCUAAGGGAGUAAGUUGAAUUGAUUCAGAAGUCCUGGCAUGUGACAAUUUUACUAAAUUACCAAGUUUGUUUUUUAAUAAUUUCACAAUAUUAUGCGCCAAGAUCUAAUUUUAAAAAUGUAUGAGGACUUUGUGCUGAAAAUAGAGUAUUUUUUUAAAGUAAGACUGUCUUGGCUUAAAAGCAGAUUACAGAAAUGUAAGUCAACUUAAGAACAAUGGAUGAAUGUAAAAACAUUCAGUUGAGACCAUAUGCAUUUUCUGUGCUGUUUGUACUUGAGGUAUGUAAGAUUUGUAUACCUGAAUUUAUUUUAAAGAUAAACUGAAAUGCACAUAGCCAAGUCUUGAUACAAGAUUGAAUGUGUAUUUCUUAAAAAUACAACUUUGUGUUGUACUUUGAAAUAAAUGAUGCUUUUUUCAAAAGCCUUGAA
This is a messenger RNA of Dipodomys ordii (Ord's kangaroo rat), 6683 nucleotides long. RefSeq names its product transmembrane protein 131 (gene Tmem131). Gene Ontology annotation, cellular component: membrane. The record is from RefSeq and is a predicted model, not a curated record. The coding region runs from base 252 to 5903 and encodes 1883 amino acids. Lineage: Eukaryota; Metazoa; Chordata; Mammalia; Rodentia; Heteromyidae. The transcript has 41 exons.